Paecilomyces variotii is the source of this 905-nucleotide messenger RNA. Its product is annotated as tubby C-terminal-like domain-containing protein. The record is from RefSeq and is a predicted model, not a curated record. NCBI's taxonomy places the organism in Eukaryota, Fungi, Ascomycota, Eurotiomycetes, Eurotiales, Thermoascaceae. Bases 290 to 901 code for a protein of 203 amino acids. The transcript has 2 exons.
CGACGAGUCAACCCCUCAGCGUUCACCGAAAAGUCGUCUGAUCUCCAUGUAAGCACUGGCAUCUUGGCGGAGGUCUGUGCGAUUACUGGGUUUACUUUAUUUAGAAAUCGCACUAUGGCUGUAGUGUUUAUAUCACUCUAUAUGUAGUACAACAAUGAGGUUAAAGAAGAUGAGGUCUAUUUACUUUCUCUAUCAUUCAUCCCGCCUCUAAAGUCUAUCCAUACUUCCAAAACUUCAUCUUUUCUCUCACCAAGCGAAUUCACAACUACCAGAAGACUUCCAAUUCACAAUGAAUCCAUCAGAGCUCCCUCCCGUCACUCAACCAGUCGCUAUUUUCGACCAGUUCAUUGCUCGACAGACCGAGACAAUGAUACUCAAGGAGAAGAUCCUAUCAUUAUCAGGGGAUAGUUUCGACGUGAAGCUUGCCAACGGCCAGCCGAUACUAAAAGUCCAAGGAAAAGUCAUGACGAUCUCGGGCCGUAAAUCGAUCUACGAUAUGGCAGGCAAUCACUUGUUUGAUAUCGUCAAGGAGCAUUUUCAUAUCCAUACAACUUUCGCUGCGCAUGAUUCGGUCGGGAAUAGAAUUCUACAAGUCAGGAAUAGUAUUACGCUAAUCGGCUCCAAAGCCACUGCGACUUUCACAUCCCCUCAAACCGGCACAAUAGUGAAUUUAAAGAUGAAGGGAAACUGGAUGGAUAAUAUAGUUGAUAUUAUCGAUGAUCAUACCGGUGCCGUGGUAGCACGCAUUAAUCGGAAGAUUUUCCGUGGCCGCGAGUUACUUUUCAGCAAGCAGACGUAUGGGGUAGUUGUGGCGCCGGGUGUUGAUAUGGCUCUUAUUGCUGCUAUGUGUAUUUGUUUUGAUGAGAAGAAUAAUGAGAGAAGGGCUGGGUCUGUUUAUUAAUGGG